Messenger RNA from Hippoglossus stenolepis (Pacific halibut), 2985 nucleotides. It is a transcript of the gene leprotl1, whose product is annotated as leptin receptor overlapping transcript like 1. NCBI's taxonomy places the organism in Eukaryota, Metazoa, Chordata, Actinopteri, Pleuronectiformes, Pleuronectidae. Bases 73 to 465 code for a protein of 130 amino acids. Gene Ontology annotation, biological process: late endosome to vacuole transport via multivesicular body sorting pathway; negative regulation of growth hormone receptor signaling pathway. Gene Ontology annotation, cellular component: endosome. The transcript has 5 exons. The record is from RefSeq and is a predicted model, not a curated record.
GCAGGUGAAGGCGGCGCGGCGGACUGGAGGGGGAAGUGUUGUCACUGUGUCUCCAGCUCUCCUCCAGCAGCCAUGGCCGGGAUUAAAGCUCUCAUCAGUCUGUCCUUCGGAGGGGCCAUUGGUCUCAUGUUCCUCAUGCUUGGAUGUGCCCUCCCUGUGUACGACAAAUACUGGCCUUUGUUCCUCCUCUUCUUCUACAUCCUCUCUCCGAUCCCUUACUGCAUCUCGCGGAGGGUGAUUGACGACACAGACUCGGCCAGUAACGCCUGCAAAGAGCUGGCCAUCUUCCUCACGACGGGCAUCGUCAUUUCAGCCUUCGGCCUGCCCGUCGUCUUCGCAAGAGCUGAAGUUAUUGCCUGGGGGGCGUGUGCGCUUGUGCUAACGGGUAACAUAGUCAUCUUCGGGACCAUCCUGGGCUUCUUCCUCGUCUUCGGAUCCAACGACGACUUCAGCUGGCAGCAGUGAGAAUCAUGAGUUUCCACUGCGUUGAGAGCACGUCCACACUACUACACCUGAACUCUGCUGCAGGCGUUCCUGCUGUCCUCACUACCCCGGAGUUCUAGAGCCGCUUAAAUGGAGACGUUUGGAAACUCUGCUGGUUGUUUUCAUUUGACCUUGUCUUUUAUUUCCACACACAACCUUCAGACCUUUUUUAAAUGUAAUUUUAAAAUGUGAUCGUUCUCUGUGUUUCUCGUGACAUGAAACACGGAGGCGGUUGUUUGUUUCCUCUCCGCUCAGAGAAGAGGAUCAUAUUCAGACAGGCCACUGCAGAGAUCAAAUUUAACUGACUCGGUGAUUUCCCAGGUGCCGACAGGAUGCAGGCUGCUUAUUCAUUCGUGUUGCUUUGCAUCUGAUAGCGCUCACUUCCCCAAACGCCUGAGUUAGCCGCGCAGUGUCAGGUCAAGAGAGCAACGAAAGAGCCAGUAGUAGCUUCCAGCUAGCGUAGGAUAAGCUGGAGGGCAGCGGCCAAGCAGCGGUAAGACCUGGGCUACUUAUAAAGACGGCCUGGUCAGCCGCUAACGGCCCCUAAGCUUUUAAAUGUGACUCCCCUGACUGGACUCCUUCAAAAUAAGAGAAUCCAGACUCCAUGUUCGUCAUUGAUUUAAAACAUUAGGUCCAGAUUCUGAGUUCAUGCUGUCGCUUUUACCUCACACCAGCAUUUCCCCCCGGAAUUAAAAACACAAGUUAUGUUUCAAUUAUUUCUUUUUAAUUUUCAAGUUUUUUGUUUUUAUUUCCUCGCCCUGUGUGAAGGAGAUGUGUAUGUCGGUUUGUUAAAUCUGUUCUGGGAUCAGGUCGGUGUCGUUAUGUUUAAUUGAAUUAGCGUCGGCUAAACACGGAUUUAAGCUUCUGCUGCCUCGUCUAAGCGCUGAGCGUCGAACAUGUUAGACUUUUGUUUCUGUGGAUGUUUGUUUGGAAACGUGUUCUCUGGAAGAUAAAGAGUUUUUUUUAUUAUUUUGUCCUUUUCAAUAAGUCUUUGUCACUUUGGGCUGCAACUAAUUCAUUUGCAGAUCAUUUUUUUCGAUCAGUUGAUUUUAUAAAUUGGUCCAUAAAACAUCUACUUUCAAACCACAGAGCACAAGGUGACGUCAAAUAUUUAAUCGACUUUCAUUUUAGACGAAGAAAAUCAGCAAAUUCUCACAUUUUAGAAAUCGGAGAAAUCAAUUUUUAACGACAAUGUUGCUUGAUAAAUGUCAAACGAUGAAUCGAUCACCGAAACAGUUGCUCAAUUAAGUGAUUAAUCGUUGCAGCUCUAGAUUAUAUUUUUGUAGUUGGGUUUCCACACACAGCAGAUUUCCAAUGGAAGUUUUGUAUUGUGUUGAAGACGCUCACAGUUUUCACUGAUUCUGUCCCACAGUUACUGUAACAUCUCAAAUGUUUAACCCUCUUUCUAUGAUUUUAAAAAGCACUCAUUCAUUUUUACAAAACUUGCUUUAAAGGUGUAGUUGAAAAUCAGGGUAAAUACAGGAUGUUUAUUCACUUUGAUGCUGAGGAGGAGACGUCGGUGCAGGUGGGAGCCGGGAGGCGAUUAAAGUUAAAAACUCUCAAACUUAAAUCCCUUCAGUUCACAUGUGUUAUCUAAUCUGUUAAAUUAAUACAGAAAUUUAAAUGUUAAAACUGACAUUUUGUGGUUUUAGAGUAAACCAUUAUUUAUCAAGAAGUUGUUUGAGUACAAUUACCAACGAGCCACAACGUUAAAAGUGGAAACUGUUUUAUAUGUUGUGGUUAAUAAGUGUAUUUCACUUUAACUACAAAGUAAGUUUCAUGUCACUCAAAGUUUUGACUUUCUGCCUCUGUCAUAUUGUAUCAAGAGGAACAAAAAGAAAAUUUGUUAAAACUAUGUAAAACUUUAACGUUUCUGUAUGUAAAUAAAAACCCACGACUCCAACUCUGACCUGACGGCUGCUUCUCAGCACGAUGAACCGGCGCCAAGCGUCCACGCCGCGUUGUAACGUUUCCUGUGUGGCACCUGAUUCUUCCAGAGAUCAUAACCUCAGCGAAGGCAUUGAUUGUAUUAAAAAUGGCGGGUUUUUUGAUUUCUGUCGAAAACAACCAGUAUUUAAAUGUUGAAAACUACUGACAUGAUUUGUGCAUGUUUUUUUAUUAUUUAUGUGACACCACUUUGAAUCUAAAAGAAAAAAAGCUCUUAACAGUAGGUUGACCCUCUGGUGGUCGGUGAGCCCGUCUGUGAGCAGGGUGACUCCAUGUUGUUUCCUGAGGCGUGAACGUCCGUUUGAAUUUAACGCUUCGUUCUCUGACUUUCUGUUUCGUUUCUGAAUUAUCUCCCUGAUGUGAGUUCCUCUCUGUUUCUGUUCUGAGCACAGAUUUGUUCUUUCUCACACAUUUGGGAGGAUGCUGUAUUUAUUUAUUUGAACGGAUGCUUUGCCAUUUUCUAUUUACAACUUUUGUGUUAAUGAAGCAGAAGUCAACGGGGUGGUUUUCCUUUCUUUCUUUUCUUUUCUUUUUUAAAUAAACGCCAUUUCUGAA